CCAACCCGUGACUCCGCCGAGCCAGGCCGCCCCUUUCCGGCGCAGAUCCGCAUGGCGGCGACGGUGACCGUGGAGCCCGCGGGCCGCUGCCUCUGGGACGAGCCCGUGCGCAUCGCCGUGCGCGGCCUGGCCCCGGGGCAGCCGGUCACGCUGCGCGCGUCCCUGCGCGACGAGAAGGGCGCGCUCUUCCGGGCCCACGCGCGCUACCGCGCCGAAGCCACGGGCCAGCUGGACCUGGAGCGCGCGCCCGCGCUGGGCGGCAGCUUCGCGGGGCUCGAGCCCAUGGGGCUCCUCUGGGCCCUGGAGCCCGAGAAGCCCCUGCUGCGGCUGGUGAAGCGGGACGUGCAGACGCCGUUCGCCGUGCAGCUGGAGGUGCUCGACGGCCACGAGCCCGAGGCCGGGCGGCUGCUGGGCCGGGCGGUGCACGAGCGCGCCUUCCUGGGGCCCGGGGUGCGGCGGAAGCCGGUGCGCGCGGGCCGGGUGCGCGCCACGCUCUUCCUGCCGCCAGAACCUGGGCCCUUUCCUGGGAUUGUGGACGUUUUUGGAGCUGGAGGUGGCCUUCUGGAAUAUCGAGCUAGUCUGCUGGCUGGGAAGGGUUUUGCUGUGAUGGCUCUGGCCUAUUACAACUAUGACGACCUCCCCAAGAGCAUGGAGAGCCUCCACCUGGAGUACUUUGAGGAAGCUGUGAACUGCCUGCUUAGUCACCCUCAGGUAAAGGGUCCAGGAGUUGGGCUGCUUGGCAUUUCCAAGGGGGGCGAUCUCUGCCUCUCCAUGGCCUCCUUCCUGAAGGGCAUCACUGCCACCGUCAUAAUCAAUGGCUCUGUGGCCAAUGUUGGUGGAGCCUUGCACUACAAGGGGGAGACUCUGCCCCCUGUAAGUUCCAACCUAAAUCGUAUCAGGGUGACCAGUGAGGGCUUUGCAGACAUUUUGGAUGUCCUCAACAGCCCUUUGGAAGGACCCGACCAGAAGAGCUUCAUUCCUGUGGAAAGGGCUGAGAGUGCCUUCCUGUUCCUUGUAGGUCAGGAUGACCACAACUGGAAGAGUGAAUUCUAUGCCAGUGAGGCCUCUAAACGCUUACAGGCGCAUGGUAAGGAGAGGCCGCAGAUCAUCUGUUACCCAGGGGCGGGGCACUACAUAGAGCCUCCUUACUUCCCCAUGUGCCCGGCUUCCAUGCACACCUUGGUGGGCCGUCCUGUCAUCUGGGGAGGGGAGCCCAGGGCUCAUGCCAUGGCCCAGGUGGAUGCUUGGAAGCAGCUGCAGGCUUUCUUCCACAAACACUUGGGUGGGGUAAAGGGAACAAUUCCAGCAAAACUGUAAUCUUUUAUUUCAUUCUACGGCGUCUCUGAUGCUAAUUGAUCCUCGGAAGAGCUGCACAAUUGGUGUGUAUGUAUAGUUUUCUUCUUCUUAAUAAUGACUUAGAGUUUUUCUCCCAUCACUGUUAAAACAAACUGACCAGUGAAGUUUCAAGAUUUUUAUAAACUACAUACCUGUUCAGUUGUUUGGGAAGAGAGUGAUUCUGAGAAACUACAACAGAUGGAAAAAGCAUUUCUUUUAGUAUCUCACAGCACACAACUGACAAGGCUUUAGCUGUGAAAAGAAAAGUGAGUAACACUGGUUAACAGUGCCUGGUACAUUAUUGGUGCUCAGUAAUUAUGUUUUUAAUUAUUAUUUGUUUAAUUAAUUUAAUUAGAUUAAUAAAUACAUGAUUACUUACUGUUCAAGAAAAGCAUUAUAGGGGCCAGCCCCGUGGCCGAGUGGUUAAGUUUGCAUGUUCCGCUUUGGUGGCCCAGGGUUUCACCAGUCUGGAUCCUGGGCGCG
Messenger RNA from Equus caballus (horse), 1818 nucleotides. NCBI's taxonomy places the organism in Eukaryota, Metazoa, Chordata, Mammalia, Perissodactyla, Equidae. The record is from RefSeq and is a predicted model, not a curated record.